Molecule: messenger RNA, 3740 nt
Organism: Hippocampus comes (tiger tail seahorse)
Lineage: Eukaryota; Metazoa; Chordata; Actinopteri; Syngnathiformes; Syngnathidae
Product: mitogen-activated protein kinase kinase kinase 12
Exons: 14
Coding region: 382-3189 (935 amino acids)
Biological process (GO): JNK cascade; protein autophosphorylation
Cellular component (GO): cytoplasm
Molecular function (GO): ATP binding; MAP kinase kinase kinase activity
Source: RefSeq, a predicted model, not a curated record
CCUCCCUUCCCUGCCCCUGUUUACAGACUACGGCGUGAGCUACGGUCACCGUAUAUAAUCCCGAGUGUGGCCGCGUAGCAUCCUCUGAGAGGAUAGGAGAUGGAAAAGGGGGUGUAAGGAAGCAAAACAAGUAUUUGAAAAAAAUAAUAAAAAACGGAUUAAAGCGAGGGAGGAGUCUGAUGGACUUGACCGUCACCGUAGCGUGGAUGCUGAGGAUGAGGAUGCGACUAGCUUGAUUGCGGAGGGGGUGACGCAAAAUAAACACCUUUUACUAGUACAUGUAUAUUUCAUCAUUUUCCGUUAAGGGGAAGAGGAUUUGACUCCACGGGGAUGGACGUGAGCACUCAACACUGAGGCUCCCCGUUCUCCAGUUGUUCACCCAUGGCCCUCAUUCACGAGGCCCGCGCCCCAUCUCCAUCUCUAUCCGGCUUCAACACCCCACUCUCCGACCCCCCGUCCUUUCGCCGGCUCGAUGCUGAAACGCCCUGCACCCCUGAAAUGGACCUGACGCCAACCCAGUGCGUCCUUCGGAACGUCCUUUCUAUAGACGUGGGGGGCACAGUACAACCUGGAGGAGGAGGGAGAGGAGAAGGAGGCGACGGGCCGACGACAGGGCCCCACCAGACGCCGGGCGAUGAGCAACAGGAGCACUUUGCCAACAGCGUCCUCAAGCUGCACGAGCAUGACAGCGGUCCCGCCAGGACAGAGGGAGAGGGGACGGAGGCGGACGGCAGCGCGGUGCGGCGCGACGCGGCCAACACCAGGCUGCAGUGCCAAUCUAGUGGAGGGGGUGGGGGCUUUCUGGAGGGCUUGUUUGGCUGUCUGCGACCGGUCUGGACUAUGAUCGGGAAGGCUUACUCCACUGAACACAAGCACGACCUGGACGAAGCGUGGGAAGUCCCCUUCGAGGAGAUAUCAGAUCUACAGUGGGUGGGCAGUGGCGCCCAGGGUGCCGUUUUCUUGGGCAAGCUGCACGGACAGGAAGUGGCGGUGAAGAAAGUGCGGAACAUCAAGGAGACGGAUAUCAAGCACCUCCGCAAGCUCAAACAUCCAAACAUCAUUACUUUCAAAGGGAUUUGCACCCAGGCUCCAUGCUAUUGCAUCCUCAUGGAGUACUGUGCCCAGGGCCAGCUCUACGAGGUGCUGAGAGCAGGCAGGAAGAUCACGCCGUCACUCCUCAUGGACUGGGCCAUGGGCGUUGCUGGCGGGAUGAACUACCUUCACUUGCACAAGAUCAUCCACAGGGACCUCAAAUCGCCCAAUAUUCUGAUCACGUAUGAUGACGCGGUGAAGAUCUCCGAUUUUGGCACGUCUAAGGAGCUGAGUGAUAAGAGCACCAAGAUGUCCUUUGCGGGUACGGUGGCCUGGAUGGCGCCGGAGGUCAUACGGAACGAGCCCGUCUCAGAGAAGGUGGAUAUUUGGUCUUUCGGCGUUGUGCUGUGGGAGAUGCUGACGGGAGAGGUGCCCUACAAGGACGUAGACUCCUCUGCUAUCAUCUGGGGAGUGGGCAAUAACAGCCUGCAGCUGCCCGUACCUGACAGCUGUCCCGACAGCUUCAAACUGCUCUUGAGGCAAAGCUGGAAUUGCAAACCAAGAAACAGACCCUCGUUCCGACAGAUUCUCCUGCAUCUGGACAUCGCUUCAGCAGACAUCUUGUCGACCCCGCAAGAAACCUACUUCCAGUCACAGGCUGAGUGGAGAGAUGAGGUCAGGCACCACUUUGAGAAGAUCAAGUCCGAGGGAACAUGUCUUCACCGACUGGAUGAGGAGCUCAUCAAACGGCGCAGGGAGGAACUGAGACAUGCACUUGACAUCCGGGAGCACUACGAGAGGAAACUGGAGCGAGCCAACAAUCUCUACAUGGAGCUCAACGCCAUCAUGCUGCAGUUGGAGCUCAAGGAGAAGGAGCUGCUCAAGAGGGAGCAGUCGCUGGACAAGAAGUACCCGGGUUGCUUUAAGCACCACAGCUCCAGACAAUCGGCCUCCUCCAACUCCAUGGAGAAACUCAUGAAGAAACGCAACGUGCCUCAGAAGCUGCCCGCGCACAGCAAGAGGCCAGACUUACUCAAGUCAGAAGUCAUCCUUCCCAAACUGGACUCCUCCAUGACCCAGGUGACCAUCCCCACCAAAGGCUCCACGUCGCCCGGCCGCUCCCGCCGAGGGAAGCCUCGUUACAGGAAGGCGGGCAAAGGCAGCGGCAGCGAGCUGGCUCAGCUGAAGGCCACGCUGUCUUCAUCGCUCGCCAUGAUCAGUGCUACCACGUCGGUCCCCAGCAGCAAGCAGCGUCUGGACCCCAGCGCUGCGCUCAGGGGCCUGCAGCACGACCUGCUGCUCAAGAAGAUGUCGUCCUCCAGCCCCGACCUCAUCUCCACCACGCUGGAGGCGGAAGGACGCAGGAAGGGCCAGGCCGUCCCCGGCCUGGACCGGGCGGGUAGCCAGAGCGCCUCGGCCGGGCUGGAGGAAGGCAGCCCGGACGGCGGCCCGGAUGUGAGCGCCGGGGCGGAAGAACUGGCGGAAACGCCGCCGCGCAGCGACACGCCCAGCGAAGACGCCACCUCCGUCCCGUUCGCCAGCAGUCCUGACUCGCCGUGCGGCAAGGGGGCGGCAGCGAGGCGGCCGUCGUCCACCGGGAGCCCCCGCCUUCCUCAGGAUGGCGAGGAGAAGGAGGAGGGCCCGGUGAUCACGCGCUCGCCCAGGAGUCAACGCCUCACGCCAUCGGCGCUACUCUACAGGGCGGCGGUCACUCGCAGUCAGAGACGCGGCGUGUCGUCCGAGGAAGAGGAGGGAGAGGUGGACAGCGAAGUGGAGUUGCCCAGAAGAUGGAGGCCGGCGAGCAUGAGCAAAUGCCAGUCGCUGUCCACAUUCAGCUCAGAGAACCUGUCAGUGUCGGACGGCGAGGAAGGCAACACCACGGACCAUUCGCACAGCGGCACGCCCGACGUGGUCAGCACCAACACGGAUGAACGCCUGGAUGACAAGAGCGACGACCUCCUCUCACAGGGCUCCGAGAUCCCCGCCGAUCCCGCCGCCUCCGACGGCCUGUCCGAGAAGGAGGCCGCCGUCCGCCACGUCAAGACGCAGCUUGCCACUCACGAGCUCAACUACGACGAGGCUCUCUACGAUGACUCAGACUGCGACAGCGCGGAGUUGGACCACCCGGGCUGCGUGGAGCCCAGCCAGAACUGGUGAAGGUCACCACCAGCCCAACCCUGUACGCUAGACGGGGCUCAUUGAACCCCUUGUCAUCACAAACACGCGCACACAGCAAAGGCAGGACAUGAGGACUUUUUGAGCGGACUGAACAAAGUGUGUGUGGUUUCUCACUGUGUCACGUGACGGAAUCCAAUCAGGUUUUGUUUGGCCUAAUUAUGCACUCUGUCGUCUGUUUAUUUAUUUAUUUGUCUUCAAGAAUAUUCACAUUGUGUCGUCGUCAACUACAUUGCCAUUUUCUACGUGUACAUAAAGAAAAGCCGCCCGUGUAAAAUGAACAAAUUUCUAAUGCGUGAGAUUGUAUCGUUUAAAAAAAAAAAAAAAAGAAGGUGCUGAUGUUUCUACUUGUUGACCACAUGAAGCUUUUUUUUUUUUUUGUGUUUGUUAUUUGAAUGUAUCCUUGCUUGCGCAUCCCAACGCGGGGGAACAAAAGAGGAAGAGUUAUGUGAACAAAGAAGAAGCAAUAUGUCCAAGUCUAUAGCAGCAUCUACUGGACUAUUUCUCUGAAUGUAAAUACUUUUUUUUAGUUU